AUGAGAAUAGAACGUCGGAUUAUAAAAGUGGAUUGUUUCAGAGGAAUUGUUAAUUUUGGUAUCAUGUAUAUACGAGAAUUGACAUUAGAAUUGACAUUAGAAUUGACAUUAGAAUUGACAUUAGAAUUGACAUUAGAAUUGACAUUAGAAUUGACAUUAGAAUUGACAUUAGAAUUGACAUUAGAAUUGACAUUAGAAUUGACAUUAGAAUUGACAUUAGAAUUGACAUUAGAAUUGACAUUAGAAUUGACAUUAGAAUUGACAUUAGAAUUGACAUUAGAAUUGACAUUAGAAUUGACAUUAGAAUUGACAUUAGAAUUGACAUUAGAAUUGACAUUAGAAUUGACAUUAGAAUUGAAAUUAGAAUUGACAUUACAAUUGACAUUAGAAAUGACAUUAUAA
Messenger RNA from Psylliodes chrysocephalus, 402 nucleotides. Lineage: Eukaryota; Metazoa; Arthropoda; Insecta; Coleoptera; Chrysomelidae. The record is from the annotation of a GenBank genome assembly.